GGCGGGGGCGCCGGCGGCCCGCGGGCACCCGGUGGGGCGCCCGCGCGCGGCGCGCGCGCGGGACUCUGUCCGCCCCAUGGCGCCCGCGCCGCGGGCUGGGCUGGCGGACCUGUACGCCGAGCUGGAGGUAGAGAAGGAUGCCGACGCUGCCACGAUCAAGAAGAGCUACCGCAAGCUGGUCCUCAAGUGGCACGGUGGCGGACCACCCAGACAAGAAUCCUGACAACGCGGAGGCUGCAGAGGAGAAGAUCCGCAGGAUCAACAACGCGUACGAGACGUUGAGCAACCCAGCGAAGCGCAUGGUCUACGAUAACCAGGCAAGGUCCAUGGAGACUAAGGCUCGGGGCAUGCGCGUGGACACCUCGAUGAUCAAGCCUCGGAUGAGCAUCCCGAAGGCAUUCAUGCUGCAUCCCAUGGGGCACCCGGACAGGUUCCUACGCGCCAUCGGGCGCGGGCUCGCCUUCCACUGCCGUGCUGACUUGCCCGAGGUAGAGUUCGACGCGUUCUUCCAGGCGGCCAGAUUCUCCUUGUGGUGGCUGCCCCUGGUGAACAACAUGUGCCGGCUCCGCACGCAGCCGCUCGACGUAUCCACGGGCAUUGUGGGGGCAAAGCAGGCGAGGCUCGCGCAACAGGCGUCUUCAGGCCCGUCGGGGCAGAUCCUCAGCUUCGGCCUCGGGCCAGGCGAUUCGCAGUCGGACGUGAUGCUCUCGGACAACGAGCAACCGCAGUGCACCAACGUGAUCGCCGUGGCCAGCCCGGACUACCCUGGGGCGUACCGGUUCGAGGCCGCCUAUUGCCCGGGCCAUUAUCUGUCUUUCGACCCGCCGAAGCACGCCCAGAUGAUGCGCGGGGGCGACCAAUUCGCGGUCAUCGACUUCGUCUUGACGGAUUUCUUGGUCAGCGAAAACUUCAAGACAAUCGACGAGGUGCUGAUCCCAGCGGUCGAGGCCCUGGGGGGUGGCAAGGAGGGCGUCAGCCUCACAAGGGUCUGCCAGAACUCUGGCGUCGUGCACCACUUCCAGAAGACCAUGGGUGGCGUGAUCUGGGAUUUCGAGGACUUCAGGCUG
Molecule: messenger RNA, 1067 nt
Organism: Prorocentrum cordatum
Lineage: Eukaryota; Dinophyceae; Prorocentrales; Prorocentraceae
Source: the annotation of a GenBank genome assembly